This is a messenger RNA of Thlaspi arvense, 1230 nucleotides long. The record is from the annotation of a GenBank genome assembly. NCBI's taxonomy places the organism in Eukaryota, Viridiplantae, Streptophyta, Magnoliopsida, Brassicales, Brassicaceae.
AUUUAACAGAGUCUCAUUAUGAUCCUAUAGUGUUCACCCGUUCGCUCACUUGCAUUCUCUUUUACAGAGAGAGAGAGGGAGAUAGAGUUUCUAGUAAGAAGAUUUUUCUUUUUUUUUUCUAAAGUAGCAUUUACUACAUUGAAAGAGAGAGAGAAAAAUGGCGAUUCCACCAAACGUCUUGGCUAAUGUCUUUGGCAUUCUAGGGGAUAUCAUCUCCUUUUUCGUCUGUCUUGCCCCAAUACCAACGUUCGUUCGUAUACACAAGAGGAAAUCUUCUGAAGGGUAUCAGUCGAUACCUUAUGUGAUUGCGCUAUUCAGUGCGAUGCUAUGGAUAUACUACGCAAUGAUAAGGAAGAAUGCAAUGAUCCUGAUCACUAUCAACACCUUUUCUUUCGUCAUACAGAUCUUCUACAUCUCCUUCUACCUCUUCUACGCUCCUAAGAAGGAAAAGACUCUAACGGUGAAGUUAGUCCUAUUUGUGGACGUGUUCGCGUUCGGCCUUAUCUUCUUCCUGACAUACUUUCUAGUGCAUGGCAACAAACGUAUUCAAGUCCUUGGAUAUAUUUGUAUGGUCUUUGCUCUAUGUGUUUUUGUUGCACCCCUUGGCAUCAUCAGGAAAGUGAUCAAAACGAAGAGUGCAGAGUUCAUGCCGUUCGGUCUCUCCUUCUUCCUCACCUUAUCGGCGGUCAUGUGGUUCUUCUACGGGCUCCUCCAAAAGGACAUGAACGUAGCCCUGCCAAAUGUUCUGGGUUUCGUCUUUGGAGUGCUUCAGAUGGUGCUUUACUUGAUAUACAAGAAACCUGGGACGAAGGUUUUGGAAGCACCAGGGAUUAAGCUUCAGGACAUAUCUGAGCAUGUCGUUGAUGUCGUGAGGCUUAGUUCGAUGGUUUGCUCCUCACAGAUGAGAACUUUGGUGCCACAGGACAGUGCCGACAUGGAAGCAACCAUUGACAUUGCUGAGAAGAUCAAAGGAGACAUUGAGAAAAUUAAGGAUGAUAAAGAAGUGUUUCUUAUUUCUAAGAAUUAAUUAGCCCCUGAACUAUCAAGUGUGUCGAUGUGUGUGUGUCUUAGCUGCUUGCGUGCUAAGUUAGGGUUUAAUUAAUGUUUAAUCUGCGUCUGAUCAACGUCCUGGUGCAUCUCUGUCUCCUAUGUCAUCUCUUUCUCUCUCUCAUCUCGAAUGUAAGAUAUAAGUCUUAAUUAAAUUAAAUAAAUUAAUAUUUCGUUUGUCUA